CGAAGUAACAGACAAAAGGGUAAUAAGCUAAAUGUUUUCAGACACUCGAGAUGUGUAUUAUCAUUAUCCAAUAGUCUUAACACUUGAAUCAUUUGUCUGCAGUAUGAAAUAAUCGUCAACCCUUGUAGGAAAUCGACUUUUUAUAUUUUCUUUGUUUUGUUUUCGUCUAUUAUGUUGAAGACUAGAAAAAAUAGAUACAAACUUUGAAUAACAAAAACGAUCAAAAAAUAUGAGAUCUACAAAAAGGUCAUUUUUUCCAAAAUCGUAAAUAGACUCUUUAUAGAAGUAAUUGCACUUAAAUAAUGCAUGUGUAACCCUCUUUUGUGUUUUUGUGGAAAACUAAAGAAAAUAUACUAAAAUUGUAAACCGAAAAAAGUUAUUAAUGCAAGAUAAAAAAAAAGGAUGUUGUCUACAAUGUCAGAGAUUUCCAUUGUCGAAGAUGAAAACAGACCUAAAUGAUUUGCACAUGCUCUUUAAAACCUCUAUAUUUGAGAUUAGCUGUUAUGUAUUUCCAAAACUGUCUCCCAGUCUAUUUUCAAAGUUGUUGCAUGCUUUUGUUAUUUAAAUCUUAAUUGAUUUGAGUAUUCUCCCCAUUUUUAUUCUCAAAUACUUCUGUUCAUUUCCGUUACCGUAUCUAAGUACGUUCGUGCCGUUAAAAACACACAGUUUUAAGAAGGUGAAAGCAAUUAAUAUUAAUAUACUAGUAUAUCAUUUUCAUAUCCUUAUACUGACAACUCGAAACACUGCCUUGAUUUAUUUUCUGAAUUAUUUCAUUAAUCUUAAGUAAUAUUUUAUAACACUUCAAAUAUAUACAUAUAUUUAUAACUAUAAUGUACUUUCUAAGAUAAUUUUUUUUGUCUUUAUAUACGGUGCAGGUAACGUCCACAUGUACAUGUAAUACAUAGGUGGAAAUCCAAGAAAUAUGUUCCCAAUUUUAAACAGACAAUUAAAACGAUAAAAUGUACACAUUUGCUGUUAUGUUUUCCUUUUGUCGUUUAAUCUCAUCAACUGUACCAAAUUAUGAAGAUUGUCAGAUACCAAGUAUUGAAACCCCAAACCUGUAUAAAUACAUUCUUUUACCAGACCAUGGCAUUGAUAUUGGAAAUUCAGUAAGAGAUAGUAUUAGAUUCAAGGUUAAGGCCAGCAAUGAUGCUCAUUUAGCUUUAAUGUCAUCAAAUACUGUACACGAUCCUCUUUAUGAGAUAGUAUUAGGCGGUUGGGCUAACUCAAAAUCGGUCAUACGCGACAGAAAACAAGGUAGAGCACUGGCAACACACUAUGGACACGUUCUAAACCAAAACGAAUAUAAAACAUUUUAUAUUAAAUGGAGCAAUGGACAUAUCAGAGUUGAAAAUGAAUGGAAUGAGAAAAUCAUGGAAUGGAAUGAUACCUCAAACCCAUUAAAUGUUACAAAUAUUGGAGUUUCUACAGGAUGGGGUUCAACUGGAUAUUGGUCAUUCGGAUGUCUAGGGAUUCAAGAACAAGAAAAUAUCAUAUUUAGCAAAAUAACAGAAAUUAUAUUGAUCUCGUUAACAGUGAUAUUACUUGUGAUAGUUACCCUUAGUUUGCGUUAUCUUUUUCUCCAAUGCUAUCGAAGAAAUCAAAUGAGUUCACCUUCAUAUACAAAUAAAGUGGAUACAGUAAAUACCAUUGAUCACUAUGAAGAAAUCAAUAUGGCUAUCGAAAUAGAUAUCGACGAUGGUGUAUCGCAGUCGCCGGAAAAUGAUCAAUUUGAAUACCAUGAAAUGCGCGAUAUCGAACAAAUGUCGAUGCCGACGUCAAUACAAAUGAUACAAGAACAGGUAGAACAAACGAUGCAUCAAAAUACGGACACAACUUUAAGCGUUAACCAUAUGUAG
Molecule: messenger RNA, 1859 nt
Organism: Mytilus trossulus (common blue mussel)
Lineage: Eukaryota; Metazoa; Mollusca; Bivalvia; Mytilida; Mytilidae
Exons: 3
Coding region: 960-1859 (299 amino acids)
Source: RefSeq, a predicted model, not a curated record